UGACGUCACACGUUUACGGAAGUUUGUAUUGCCAAGGCGUCAAAAAUAGCCUUUUCUGUGGAACAGAUACUGAACUAGAAUGAAACUCCCACAACAGUAUAUACGACGAAUGGUUUUCUGUGGACGUCAGAGGUCAUACUUGUAGUUUGCCAUAUUCAUACGUCGCGCGUCAUCGUUUUUUGUUGUGAGGGCACCAUCCCGUGAAGCAGCGAAUGAGUCAGCAGCCGAUCAACAGAUUUACUUGAACCUAACAACAUGCGCAUGUAACACGCGAUCUGAGGUGGAAACAACGUCAUAAGACGACUGCUUGUUUUUUUAUUUAUAUAAAGCCUUUCCGAGUUCUCAGAGGACGCAACAAUGGCAGUCCCGGUAGCUGCCACGUUACAUUUGAUUUCUCCAUCAAGCCCGGUGGGUCUCCUGGAGCCGAACAUUCACAUAGGAGGUAGAGACACAGAUUUGGGAAGCUGCUCAAACAAUAAAGAGGAUGACACUCUGCCCUUACAUUCUGCCUGGACGUUCUGGCUUGACAGAUCUCUCCCAGGAACUACAGCAGCUGAAUGUGAGUCUAACCUGAAGAAAAUCUACACAGUCGAGACCGUCCAGAACUUUUGGAGAGUUUACAACAACAUACCCAGUGUUUCCAUCUUGCCACUGAGGUGCAGCUAUCACCUCAUGAGAGGUGAAAGAAAACCACUCUGGGAAGAAGAAAGCAAUGCUAAAGGUGGCGUUUGGAGGUUGAAAGUACCAAAAGAGUGCACUUCUGCUGUGUGGAAGGAAUUGCUCCUGGCCACCAUUGGGGAACAGUUCAGUGAUUAUUGUGCUGCAGACGAUGAAGUGGUCGGUGUCAGCGUCAGUGUAAGAGACAGAGAAGAUGUCGUUCAGGUCUGGAAUGGAAACGCUUCUUGUGCUGAGGAGUCCAACAUUUUAGGCAGGAUCCAGAAGCUCCUUCCACAGACGCAGUUUAAAGCAGUGUUUUACAAACCUCAUAAGGAGCAUCACGCUUUUGAAGGAGGCCGAUCACGAUAUUAGCACAUUUUGUACUUUAAAGCACAUUGUCGGCUACAAUACUUGGGGCACAUUUUGAAGCAGUUGAGCUGACUUUGUUAUGGCACUGAUGGAUCCCUCAUCCACGCUAUUAUUGUUCAUAACAUCUGAAAUUAUUUUUGCUUGCUUUUAGUACAUACUUUAUUACUAACUUGUUUUUAUAUUGCAAACUUGUGCAAAAACAACCAAAAUAUCUUAUCUAUAGCCAUGUAGGGUUGGGUGUUGGGUGAGUCACAGUUGUGGUAUAUUUUGUGUAUUUUCUGGAUCCCAUAUAAAGCUAAAGCUCACAAAUUAUACCUUUUUUAAAAAUCUCACAGUUUUUCCCCCGUUUUUAUGUUAAGGCUAAAGUAAAGUUCCUUAUAGUGAAUGCAGUCAGGUAUACUUGACUGCUGCAACUUUAGCAGAUCAUUGCACUUUUUUUUUUUUAAAUAGACUUUUGGGUAAAUGCGUAUUGCGAAAUGUUUGUUCUUGUUACACUGACCCCAGUGAAUAACACUCAAGUAGUUCCUGAGGAAUAUGAUUGUGCAAUCAGUUCUAGUAUAUUAGCAAAAAAUAACAAACAAGAAAAAAUCAUCAAUGAUUUGGGUUGUUUAGGCUGUUGUUGUUGUCUUUGCCCGAAACAAGCACUUUGUUGUUAUUAGUCUAUCCCUUGAGGUAAAACUGAUAGAAGGGAAAACUAAAACACACUUUCUGACAAAGGGUAGCGCUGUUUUCAUUUCCUGUUUGUUUUAUUUUUUCUUUACAACUUUUAAUAGUAGCUGAAUCAAUGCAUUGUUUUCAAGGGUGUUUCAAGGAUACGUGAAACUCACGUGUUAAAGCACAAUCUCAGUAUAUCUCACAGUGAUAGCAUUAUUUUUUUCUUUAACCUGAAAUGUAGCAUGAUUGCUUUUAAUCUGAAAUUUGGGGACUUUUUAUGACUGAAAAACUUUCGAAUUAGUUUAAUUUCAGAAUCAAUGGUCAUCACACUAAAGACACUUGUUUGGAAUGAACAGCAAACAGAAUAUUGUCAUGUCAUUUGAGGCCGUUUCUAUGAGGCAUUAUUACUACUUAUUACUAAAUUUGACAAAAAGGCUGCCACAGUAUCUUCAAAUCAGAAAUAUUGAAAUGUUAACAUUGCCGAUGACUUCAUGGGGGGGGAGCAUGUAUGCUUGCACAUAUGCAGAUGACCUUUCACUCUUGAGAUCUCAGACCUUUGUAACUGUUGAUCUUGGAUGGUGCCUUGUGUUUACCAGCAAACAAUGUUAGUUGUCAUACGCUCUGCAUGUCUGUUUGUCUUAGUUGUGUUUGAAAAAUAAAGAGUGUAAAACCUUC
Molecule: messenger RNA, 2355 nt
Organism: Dunckerocampus dactyliophorus (ringed pipefish)
Lineage: Eukaryota; Metazoa; Chordata; Actinopteri; Syngnathiformes; Syngnathidae
Product: eukaryotic translation initiation factor 4E type 3-like
Exons: 7
Coding region: 358-1029 (223 amino acids)
Biological process (GO): translational initiation
Cellular component (GO): eukaryotic translation initiation factor 4F complex
Molecular function (GO): translation initiation factor activity; RNA 7-methylguanosine cap binding
Source: RefSeq, a predicted model, not a curated record